This is a messenger RNA of Caenorhabditis sp. 36 PRJEB53466, 7298 nucleotides long. NCBI's taxonomy places the organism in Eukaryota, Metazoa, Nematoda, Chromadorea, Rhabditida, Rhabditidae. The record is from the annotation of a GenBank genome assembly.
AUGCCACGCAUCAAGGCAAAUCCCGUGCGGAAAGUCUUAUAUAGGCGGAUGGAGACAGAUAAAGAAGAUGAGGUACGUACCCGUUCUCCAUGAAAGUUAUUAAAAUUAAUCAAUCUUAGAGCAUUUUGGACGACGACGAGGUGGCACGAUUAGAGCGGGAACUUGAGUAUUUACGCGAGGAAAAGUCUCAACAGAUUCGGAAAAUGCGACGGCUUCGUGAGGAGAGACGGCUAAGAUGUCCCAGUUCUGCACAAAGCUCGAGUGAUUACGACGAAGAACCGUUUCCCGAAAACGUAAAAAAGGAGAAAAUCGAACCAGUACGCAAAGAGACUGUUUUCCUGAAAGGCGGACUCGAUAAGGCGCAACAGAGGUUCAUGUUCAACAUACGACGAAUUGAGGAAAAGUACGCAGAAAAGGAAAGAAAGGGGUUGCCAGAGACUCAGGUGGAGGUCGGUUCUAAUCGAGUUUUGUCUGGAGAAGUCCGCAUUUUCAGGUGGAUUGCCACGGCAAUUUCUAUUUCCCAGAAACAAUGGCUGGAUGCCAUCAGCAGUCGUUCAUCAAUAGAAUGUACCGAAAUGACACUCAAUUCGGAAAAAGUCUCAUUUCCGCCCCGCGCAACUCCAUCGAUUCAUUUGAUGGCGACCGUCACGCACUGAAAAAGUGUCGAGAGUUGGAUGAAAAGUUCAGGCGGAAACAGAGAAGAUCGGAGGCAUUCGCAAGAAAAGAACCGACAAGCAGAACCAACAGAGAGAGUAGUGAGGGUGAGAGAAAAGAAAAAAAAUUGUGGUCUGAAAGACAAAGAAAUUCACAGAUAUUACACUGUACACCGAAAGAUCUUCAGGACGAGUCAGAUUCUCAGAGUAAACCAUUAUUGUUUCUAGUUCAUAAACAUUGUUUUCUUUUAGAGACCUGGAUGAUGACGUUUUCGUAGAGGUAGAGGAUGAGCCGAAAGCGCGUCGUCCCUCCAGAAGAAAAGAAAGUGGAAGGCAUCCAACAUCCUCGACAAUCUCGUCGUUCUUCGAUGGUUACUCCGCUUUUUCGGAAUGUAUCAAAGCAAAUAGUAAUUUCAGAAGAAGCGACUGAAAGCGAAGGUGGAGAGUUCGCAGACGAUGAAGAAAUGAGUGAUGAAGAGGAAGGAACGAGCGAAGAAGACGAAGAAGACGAUGACGAUGAAGAGAGCACUCCUUUGCCACCCAGACAACCGAAGAUGCCUUGGGAUUCAAGAGAGACCGCUCCGACUGAGAACCUACUGUCAGCAAGCGCUCUUAAAAGAGGUUACAGUGCUAGGGUUGAAUGAAAAUUAUAAUAAUUCCCAGAAACCCGUGAAUCUACUCCGCAUCUUCCUCCGAAGCAUCUCUCACUGAAAAAAGAGCCACUUCAGUUCAAAACUGAAUGUGCGACGCCUAAUCAGCCCAGCUCUAGUCUCAUAAGAUCUCAUCUCACUCUGGGUCUCAUGAAAUCUGGGAAAAUAACUCCGAAAUGCUCGGAACAAAAGGUGAAAACAAGAACAUCACAGUUUCAAGUGGCUGAGGAUGAAUUGGGAUCCGGGAACAGGCCGAUCAUAACUCGAAGCGAAAAUGGACAGAGAGAAGGUCGAAAUGGUGUGCUGAAAUUAUCUAUUUAAAUAGUCACAUUUACGACUUUCAGCAAAAAUAACCGACUUCCUUAAACCGCUCCCUAAAGGUCAAAAGGCACCUGACUCUAUCAAAAGACGGACAAAAGUGGGAACUUCUGCUCCGAAUACUACAGUUCCAUCGAGUUCUGGAACUCCGAAAUUGCCCGUUUUGAAACGAGAAGACGUUCCAAAGUCGGCAAGUCCGCCAAGUUCAAAAACCGUGGAAACUCCAAAAAGAUCAGAUCCUGUACCAAAACUUGGUAUUUAAAAAAUAAUCCGGUUAGUACAUAAUUUCUUAGUUUAGAAACUCCGAAAUUGCCUCAGAAAGAGAUUACUGAAAAGGCCGCCAAAUCCCCGAAUCUCAACAAUUCGAAAAUAGUUCCAUCGAAAGGGAAACAGAAAACCGUCCAACAAAACUCAGAAAACGGACAGAUUCUCACAGAGAACACUGAAAUAGCUGCAAGCAGUCUAAGUCCGAUUGUGAAAUCCUCCCCUGCAAUUGCAACAAAACAGACGGAAACACCGAAAACAAAACCAGCGCCUCUGAAGGCUUCCGGCGCGAAUCCUCCGGGUGAAACUCCGAACUCUGAGAAUCCGGAGUUAUCUAAGAAAUCGAACAGAACCCGGAAGCCAUCCAAAAAGGCAGCGGAGACAAUGAGCCAGCAGGAGGGAAAAAAAGAAGAGCAUGGCCACUGCCAUAGCACGAAGUCGGAAAAAAAGAAAAAGAAAAGCGGGAGAACGUCGACUCCGUACUGCAAACAUUGCGAGCUGAUCAAGGAGGAGAAGAAACAAGGUGACCAGAAAAAUAAUGAAACGAAUGAAAAUAUAUCAGUUUCAGCAAAAGUGGAUGCGAAGAACGGGAUCGUCAGACAGAAGCCGGAAGAGUCGGAGACCCUGAAAGAGACGCCCGACGCGAACAGCAGCGGAAUAGCCGCCAAACCGAAUGAGAAGAGCACUCCAAAGGAACGGAAAACCGACAAAAGUCCGCGCGAAGGGUCUUCGGGAACGAAGAGACGGUCGGCAACUGUGGCUUCACAGGAACCGGAAAUGAAGAAACAAAGUGGGAGUCAGACAGACUGAAGAGUUAAAAUUGAGUUUUCAGAACUGACCGACUCGGAUCUUCUCUCAAUUCCUGCGUCGACUGCUGUUGCCAUCGAUGUCGAAUUGUUCGUAUGCGUCGCCUUCUCAUUGAUUCCUUUUUCCUACAGAAUCCAAGCGGAAAACGUGCAACUGGCUUCUUCGAGUCUUCCGAUGUUCUCUGAUAACUUGCCAGAAUGUUCCACGUGGUGCACGAGUGUCGAUGCUAAAUGGCUGAAAGAGAUAAAAAAGGCGGCAGGUAAUGCGAAAGCAGCCAAAAUUUUCGGAGUUCCACUAACAGAUGUCCGCACGAAUACUCCGAUCAUCAACGUUUGGGUGGACAAUCUUUUCCCGUAUGAAGCCUAGAAAUCGAACUGCUUAUUGAUAGUGUACUUUGUAGAGGUCACGACGAGAAGGAUCCAUUUGCGAGUGACUUGCGGCGAGUGAUGGCACAGAAUAAGAAGGCGAGAAUCGAUGUGAAGGCGGGAUAUGAUGUCCGCCGAUGAAUUGUUAAAUAGAUCUGUUAUGUCGUUUAUUCUUAGCUGUCAGAAUGAAAAACCUUGUUUACUUCCCCUUUUUCAAGCUCUCGUUGAUAGUGGUUUCCUGAAGGACUACGGAGUGCAUUGCUUUCUUUAUCUUUUCCUUUUCUCCAUUUCAUCAUCUCAACUGAUCAUUGCAGAUGUCGAAGCAAAGCUCGCUAAUGUCGUUCUUCUCGAAGACUCCGAAACAGGAAAAGUCGGAAGAGAACCAAGCAAAAAAAGUGAGAAUUGAGAAAACUGAGAAAAAGAUGAAAAAGGCGGAUGGUAAGAGGAAGAACGAAGAAGAAUAUGAGAAGGUUUUGCUUAUUUCAGAGGAGAAGAAGGUACUUAAGAGAAGCAACUCGCAAACGAUCAACUGUGAGAAUUCGCCUGUGAAAGUUGCAAAGAACACUCCAAAACGCGCGAAAGUCGUCGUCUCGUCUUCUUCUGAAUCGGAGGACGACAGCGGAGACGAAGAUUACGAGAUGAAAGAGGAGGAGUUGAAUGCAGAAUCGGAAGGGUCGGAAAGCGAUGAGAAUGCGAGUGACGAAGGCGAAGAAACGUUCGAGAGCACGCCACAGAGCACCCCGAAACGAGGAAAGAAGGUUCAGAAAACUCCGGUUAGAAUUGGAGAAGUGGAAGGGGGAAGUAAAUUGAAAACAAAUUACAGAAAAAACAAGUAGAGGACACUCCGAAGACGUCGAGAACUCCAGGGAUUGGGAAAUCGAAGAGAGAGAUGGCCGAAAUCGGCGAGGUUUCGAUGACUGCCGUCGAAGAGAAGAUGACGAAGAUCAUGGAAGGAGAGGGGGAGAGAACGAAGAAGUCGUCGAGAGCGAUCGGAAAACAAAAAGAGGAGGAGACGUCGGAGAGAUUCGACCACGAAUCGUUCGAAUUCUUGAAACCGGAGAAAAUCCGCGACGCUUACAAAAGACCGGCUUCCGAUCCGGAGUACGACCCGAAGACUUUGUGGGUGCCGCCAGAUUUCCACCAGAAGCAGACCCCGGGACAUCGGCAGUGGUGGACGAUCAAGUCACAGCACUUUGAUACGAUCAUUCUGUUCAAAGUGGGCAAGUUUUACGAGACGUACCACAUGGACGCUGUCGAAGUAGUUCGCGCACUGAACAUCGCAUUCAUGCGAGGCUCGUACGCUCACGCCGGCUUCCCCGAGCAUGCCGCUUCUAAGUUCGCUGAUCAACUGAUGAAUCACGGGUACAAAGUGGCACGUGUCGAGCAGACGGAGACGCCGCAGAUGCUCGAGGAGAGGAAUCAGAAGACGAAGGCCAAGGACAAGGUGGUGCGGAGAGAAGUGUGCAGAGUGACGUCGAACGGAACGAGGACGUACGGAGUACUCGAUGGAGUCGACUUGGGAAGUGAGACGUCGACUCUCGAUCCAACUGCGAAGUACUUGCUGGCUGUCAAGGAGAUGCAUGUGAGACAAUUAUCAGAGAGCACAAUCGCACAUUUUCAUAUUUACAGUGUUCGGAAACGGGGAAGUCGACGUACGGAGUCUGUAUGAUCGACACCACGACCGCCCACAUUCGCAUCGGUCAAUUCGAAGACGAUGACUACCGUUCGCAACUUCGCACCCUCCUCGCCAACGUUAUCGUCGUGCAGACGCUCACCGAGAGAAAUUGCACUUCUGCGUCCACGAAGGCCAUUCUCAACGGCAUUCUGUUCUCCGUUCCCAGCGAGCAACUUCUCGCCAAGAAGCAGUUUCUUACGGCUGAUGACGUUGUCCGAAUCAUAUCUGUAGACGACUACUACGGCUCAGAUACGUCCGAAUGGCCAGCUGUUCUGAAAGGAAUGCUCGACGAAUCGAGUGUUCUUCCGAAAGCGGCGAGAGAAUAUCAGCUCGCUUUCUCCGCUUUCGGCGCAAUUGUCUGGUAUCUGCGCGACAGUCUGAUUGACGUCGACAUGCUCUCAAUGCGCAAUGUGACCCUUUACGACUCCACCAGCAUCAAGUCCGAAAACGAAGAAAAGGCGAAGAUGGAUUGGAGUGGAAAGAAUCUGAUUCUGGACGGAACUGCUCUCGAGAACUUGAACAUUGUUCCGAACGGAAGAGAUUCCCACUCGACUUCUCUCUACUACGUCAUCAACAAGUGCUCCACCCCGUUCGGACGCCGUCUCCUCCGUUCCUGGCUUCUCCAGCCGACGUGUGAUUCCGUGAAGCUCCGUCACAGACAGGAUGCAAUCAAAUGGAUGUCGUCAUCUGAUGCCACGUCGUUCAUUGACAAAGCAACUGUCGCUUUGAAGAAGAUUCCAGAUCUGGAUAGACUACUGCAGAAGUAAAACCUGAUUUCUCCCUCAAACAUUCUCCCUCAAUCAAACAUUUCCAGAAUUCACACAAUUGGUCUGAAAUAUCGCGCUGAGAAACAUCCGGACAGCCGCGCCAUCAUGUUUGAUUCGAUGAAAACAAAUCAGAAAAAGAUCGGAGAGUUGCUGGCGGCCAUCGAUGGGUUCAAACUGUGCAACAAGCUCCGCAAAGAUUACAUGAAGAUGCAGCAAGAAGGAGAAGGAUGCGAACUGCUCGACGAGUUGCUCGGAAAGGAAGAUCAGAUGGAGGAGGUCGAAGAGAAUAUUCUGUACUUCGAGGUAUGAAUUGUUGCUCCGCAACACGUAAUCAAUGUAUUCUAGAAAAUGUUCGAUAGAACGAUUGCGUUGAAAGACGGAAAGAUUGUGCCGAAUGAGGGCUGUGACGAGGAGUACGAUGCGGCGACAAGGAGGGUAAAAGAGUGCCUGAAGGAGCUGAAUUCGUACAAGGAUACGGUGGCCAAGAAAUACAGUUGCUCGGUUGGAUUCCCCUUGUCCUAACUCGAAAUCAUCUCUAAUUCAGAUCAAAUUUGUCGAUUCGGGCAAAGUGAAAUACCUUCUCGAAAUGCCGGAAAACACGAAAGUCUCAUCUUCGUUCGAAUUGAAGUCUCGCAGAAAGGGAUUCAUCCGCUACUCAACGCCCGAUUCGGAAGAACUCGUCUCUUCUCUGGAUGCGGCCGAGCGCGAGAAAGCCAAGCUGGGCGACGAUGCGACGCGCCGAGUCUUCGAGCAGUUCGGAAUGAAGAACCCGAUCUGGCUGGAGACGGUCAAAUCCAUUUCUUGCUUCGACGUCCUCGUGUCUCUUGCCACUUUCUCCAAGUCCUCUCCGUUCGAUAUGUGCAUGCCGGAGUUCGAUUUCACCGCCGCGAAACCGUUCAUCGCAGUCGAGCGAGGAGUCCAUCCGUGUCUCGCUCUUCAGUCCCGAAACGAAGUCACUCAAACCACUUCAUUCAUCGCAAACAGCACGACGAUGGGCGAGUCGGAAGCGGCGGUGAUGCUGUUGACAGGACCGAACAUGGGAGGAAAGUCCACGUUGAUGCGACAGACUGCCGUUCUCGCAAUUCUGGCUCACAUUGUCAGUCCCCUUCCUCUUUCUUCCGAUUAAUCCGUGUUCUCUCAGGGUUCGAUGGUGCCCGCCGUCUCCAUGCGUCUCUCUCCGAUCGACAGAAUCUUCACUCGAAUCGGAGCGAACGACCGCAUCAUGUGCGGAGAGUCGACGUUCUUCAUAGAAUUGAAAGAAACGGACAUCAUGCUGAAGAACGCGACCGCCCAUUCACUUUUGCUCAUUGAUGAACUCGGCCGAGGAACGAGCACGUUCGACGGAACUGCCAUUGCCUCAGCCGUCUUGCAAAACGUGGCCGAUGAGAUCGGAUGCCGCACUUUCUUCUCCACCCACUAUCACUCGAUCUGUGAUUCGUUCACCGAUCAUCCGAAUGUCAGACUGGCUCACAUGGUAGCUUGGCUUGGUUGCCACACUCUUUAAUUCACUUUUUAUUUUCCAGAAAUGUGUCGUCGACAAAGAGAACAACGAGGAUCCGACGAUGGAAGAUGUCACUUUCUUGUACGAACUCGAAUCCGGAAUCUGUCCGAAGUCGUACGGAUUCUACGCGGCCAAACUUGCUGGAAUUGAUCAGCAGGUGGUUCGCAAUGCGUAUGCGGAAAGCAACAAGUUCGCAUCGAAUCUGAUGAUCGAUCCGAAGAUCCAAAAGCUUAUUGAAUGCGCUCGCGACGAGAGUUUCGACUUGGACGAGCUGAAAAAGAUGGUGGAGGCCAUCUGA